Messenger RNA from Salvia miltiorrhiza (redroot sage), 831 nucleotides. Its product is annotated as glucuronoxylan 4-O-methyltransferase 2. Bases 1 to 831 code for a protein of 276 amino acids. The record is from RefSeq and is a predicted model, not a curated record. The transcript has a single exon. NCBI's taxonomy places the organism in Eukaryota, Viridiplantae, Streptophyta, Magnoliopsida, Lamiales, Lamiaceae. Gene Ontology annotation, biological process: xylan biosynthetic process.
AUGCCACCAGAAGUAGCACAUUAUCACCAUCCUAGCCUCACUCCCAAAACUCCCCUGCUCGCCCGCCUCAAGCAUCGCCAGCAGGGGAGGAUGAAAUUCGCGAAGAAGAAGAUCAUCCCGCUUCUACUUUUCAUCUUGUGCAGUGCUUCCAUCUUCCGGUUUCUGAACACCAGCACCAUCUUCGCCAACUUCUCCGCAUCUCUACCUUCCCAGCCCUACCCACGGGCUCCCUCCACAGACGACGACAGCAGUUUAACAGAGAAGGAGACGCGGUUCAUCUUGCGCCUCCUGUCCCGGAGAGUCCCUUGCAAUCUGCUGGUUUUUGGAAGUGCAGAUGAGUAUUCAAGCAUGGCUUCUCUAAACAGCGGUGGACUCACCAUCUUUGUGGAGGAUUAUGGCGAGAAGACGAGCAAAGAGAACAGCAACGCACGAGUUCACAAGAUCGUGUACGACACAAAAGCAUCAGAGGCUUACCAGCUGCUCAGAGAUGCAAGAGGGAAUCCAGACUGCUUGCCAGAGUCACACAUGAGGUGCAGGCUGGCACUGCGGAACCUCCCACGGGAAGUGUACGACACGACGUGGGACGUGGUGGUGGUGGACGGGCCGGGUGGGGGUACGGCGGAGUCACCGGGCAGAAUGGGGUCGAUCUACACGGCGGGCCUACUCGCAAGAAGAGGAGGAAACAGUAGUGAAGUUAUAGUGCAUGAUGUGGAUAGAAUGAUUGAGAAGUGGUUCUCGUGGGAGUUCUUGUGUGAGGACAACUUGGUUUCAUCCAAGGGCAGAUUCUGGCAUUUCCAAUUACUCCCAAAAACUAAUGCAACCAAAUCAUGA